Molecule: messenger RNA, 1030 nt
Organism: Annulohypoxylon maeteangense
Lineage: Eukaryota; Fungi; Ascomycota; Sordariomycetes; Xylariales; Hypoxylaceae
Exons: 1
Coding region: 305-574 (89 amino acids)
Source: RefSeq, a predicted model, not a curated record
UACGCUAUCAAAGCCUCCAACGUCGUUAGUUCAACUUCGAUCAUAUCCGUGCAGUGCUGUUCAGUGCUGUGCAGCGCUAUGUAGUAUAAUAUGUACAGCGUAUAUUAGAUAUGCGCGUACAUACAAGGAAUUCUGGUGGUCCAGCCUGUCAGCUUUCCUGCCAGCCAGCCUCUGACAUCUGCGCUUCCAGGUUCCAAGCUGCAAGCUUUGACAGGUGAGCCCCUAUUGGAAGCUCGUUGGAAGUUCCCGGUACACCCUCGCUCGAAGAACCCUUGGUCGGAAGAUGGGCUUCUAGAAACAUUCCAUGCAGUGCACAUCAUCUAGGGCGCUGUCAACCAACAUCAUGUUUUUGUUUGCCCUUCCGGUCUUCUUGGCUAGUUCCGAACAGACCGUUUCUCAGACCACAGGCUAUUUCAAAAAGACCUACCGACCUACCGACAUGCAGGAGAAGGACGCAAGACAUGUACAAUACAAUUUCCGAUACGCGACGCAAUGUCAACUUGUCCUUUCUUGUCCUCUCUUGUCCUUACGAGCCUGCACCGGAUCGACAAUCCCGGCGGAUGCUUGGGAAUAGGGUGAUUUCGGUAAAGAUGUCAUGUAGGUAUCGAUCAAGAAUCUUCAACAUUACGCAAACCCUUACGGAGAUUCGUGUUUUUCUUUUCUUUUUUUCCCAUCUCUUCCAAGAUUCUCCAAGACCUUGACGGGUUACAUUAGAUGCAUGACAUAUAUGUCGGUUUGAAACAGCCGCCCAUCCUAAUAUCUAAGAUAUCUAAUAUCUAACACGUCGCAAAAUGUUUCUUUGGGCGGGACCGGGUGGACAGGGUGAGAUGAGAUGUGUUUUCUCUGAUUAUCUCUUUAAGUUCCGGAUGUCUUAGAACGCCCGGACGGGUUCUUGAUUUCGACUAGCGGCUCUACUUUAUGGCUCUAUGGUAUGAUAGCUAUCGCAUACUCUUUCCUGCAUCUAUCUGAGUCUAGAUUUACCCAAAUUUCUUCGACUCGAACGUGGUCGUACAUCUAUAUUACGACUAAU